CGCGUUCCCAAGGUGAAGCCACAACCACCAUAUUCCACCAGCGGAACCCCUUCCCCAUCAUCCACAACUCUCACAAUUAUUCCAGAAUCCUGUCAGUAGGCCGCAGUUCCUCGAAUGUUGCUGGUCCUUACCUAGGUAUUUCAGCUCAAUGCGACUUCCGACUACCCUGCGCUUUAGCUGACGCAGACCGCAUGGUGAGUCAGGUAGCGGAUUAGAGUUUCGCCAAUGGUCCGCUCGUUAUCGUUAGUCGAUAGUAAUACUUAGCACGCUUUCGAAAAGCGGUACCUUGUAACCUCAGUUCGUUAGUGUCGCGGUUCAGGCAUGAGCAGCGGAGGACCUGGAUGGGGGACUUUCUUCGUCCUUUCGCCCUCGCAGUCCCGCGUGGCUCCCGAGAAAAAUGGCAGCGACGAUGCAAUCAAGGGCAGUGCGGCUGACCAAAGUCCUGCAAAAUCCGGCACGGUCGGACUCGAUGCAGCUCUGCCGGCAGGCGUUAAACCUGAGCCAGUUGUUACUCUUGCGUCUACUAAUACGACUAAGAUGACUGAUAUGAAUUCAGUAACUGAUAUGACUAAUUCCCUCCCCGCGAGUGGCGAGAACGGGCCUCGGUCGACUGAGGGCCCAGAGCCUGAUCUGGCGGCCCAACCCGUCAGCGACACGGCGAAAGGUGGCGCAGACAUGCACACGGAGGAAUCUCGGACCGAGAACGGGGUGGGGGAGAACGGGACGGAGGGAGAGAGGGACAGUGAGGCGUCUCAAAGCGCGCGUGUGUCGGAAGUUGGGACGCACCAAGUUGGGCAAGCGCCGGCAGAGAGUGAGAAAUCCGAAGAGGACGAGAGGCAGCGGGAGGUGCGUGCGCCGCAGGGUGGGGAGCAGCGGAACGGCCACGUUUCGGAGACGCCUCAGGGGGAGCAGCAGAAUCGGGAAGCGCCAGCGGAGAGUGAGAAACUUAGAGGAGGCGAGAGGCAGCAGGAGGAGCGCGUGCCAGCGGGUGGGGAGCAGAGUGGACUGCAACAUGGGCAAGCGCCGGUGGAGAGUGGAGAAAGGGAAGUGGGCUUGCGCACAGAGGAAGGGACGCAGGCGCAGGUUGAAGUCUCGGAGUCGCCUCAGGGGGAGAAACAGAGCAAGGGCGUUGAGGCGCCUCAAGAGGAGGGAGAUGGCAAGGGCACUGAGGGGUUGGAAAGCGUGGUGGUGAUGGUUGGGGAGAAAGAGGGGGGUGGAGAGGGAGGGGUGGAUGCAGGAGGGGGAACCGAUGGGAGGGGCGAGGCACAAGGGGAGGCGGAAGGAGGUGGCGAAGGGGGAGGGGGCGAAAGAGGAGCUGAGAGGGAAGGAAGCACUGGCGUGGACGGGAAGAUAGCUGGGAAGGCAGCGGAAGGAGAGGCAGGUGCUGCUGUGCCUCUGCCGCCCUCUGAACCUCUGCCGCCCUCUGAACCUCUGCCGCCCUUUGAACCUCUGCCGCCCUCUGAACCUCUGCUGCCCUCUGAACCUCUGCCGCCCUCUGUGCCGACGCCGCCCUCUGAGCCUUUGCCGCCCUUGGAAGGGGAGCAUCCAGAGAAUGGAGAUGGGCGGGAGAGGCAGACUGGCGAUGGGCCCCGUGAGAAUGGGACGGCUGACGCAGGGGCGGAUGCUGGUAGCGGAGAUGCGAAUAAGGGGGAUGAGGGGAGAAGGGAGAUGCGCUCGAGGGUGGAUGAGCUGCUGGCGCAAGCUGCUGCGCUGAGGGCGCGCGGACAGGCGCGUGGGGGAGGCGCGGAGCGUGGGGAUGCGGACCUGGGGAACGGGGGGGAGGGCGGAGAGGAGGAGGAGGGGGAGGGGGGAAGUGGGGAUGGAGAGUGGGAGGGAGAGAGUGAGGAGGAGUCGCCAAUGGAGAGGGAGAUAAGCUGGGGGGAUGAUGACGAUGACUACGAGAGUAGUGAAGAGGAGGAGGAGCAGGGGGAUGGGGGUAAUGGGGGGACGGAUGGGGGGGCGGGAGGGGGCGUGCACCGCAUGGUUCACCUGCAGCGAGCCCUAGCAGAGCUGACUGCUGCUUCCAGGGAGAGGGAACGGCGGAAGAGAGAGGCCGCUGCUGCUGCUGCUGCUGCUGGAGGUGGUGAUGGUGGUAGUGGUGCUGCUGCUGCCACUGCAGCUGUCGGUACUGCUGCUUCAGCUAUUGCUGCUGCUGGUGGUGCUGCUGCUGGCAUCGCUGGUGGUGGUGGUGAAUCAGCAGGGAGAGCAACGACAGCAGGAGAUGGGGCAGCAGCUGCUGCAGGCUCAACACAUCGAGAGAGGGAGGGGAAGGGCUUAGGUCAGGGCGUUGUGGGGGAUUCAGGAGAACAGGGUGCGGGCAAACCUGAUGAGAAAGCAACGAGCACAAGUGCAGGAGAAGAUUCGGUGAAGAGCGGUGCAGAGGAGUCCGAGAAGCUGAGGAGCGGUGAGAGUGCGAGUGAGAACGGUGAAGGGGAGAUUGACGGGGAUGGAAAGCAAGUAACUGGGGCAGGAGAGGGAGAGGGAGAAGGCAAAGGGGAGGGGGGAGGAGAAGGUAAGGGAGAGGGGGGAGGAGACGGCAAGGGCGAGGCGGAGAAGAAGGACGUUCCAGUGGGGAAGCUGCAGAAGGAGCUGAAGGGGCUAGAGCUGAUGCUGGCACGCGUGAAGCAGCGGCAGGCGGAGGAGCAGCAGCAGAAGGCGAAGGAGAAGCAGGCUCAGGAGGAGCGGGAGAGGCGGAGGGAGGAGCAGCAGAAGCUGAGGGAGAGGAAGCAGAGGGAGGAGCGGUUUAAUGAGUUGCUGGAGAGACAGAGAGAGGAGGAGGAGGAGCAGGAGGAGCAGAGGAGGAAGACGGGAGGAACGGGAGGUGGUGGGGGUGGGGGAGGAGGGAGCAGGGAAGGGCUGCUCUCGGGGCUCUCGCUUGAAGGCACCGCCACUGAUGCAGGGGCGAAGAGAAAGGUUGCCGGAGGCAUUUCGGCCAGGAAGGGCAGCAGAGGAGGGGAGAGAGGGGGGGGCGGGGAGGGGGAAGAGCAGGACGAGAGUGAGAGUGAGAGGCCGAUGGGGUUGGAAGAGGCGAAGGCGCAUCUGCUGCGCGUGGCUGCUGAGGGGCUCGUGAAGAAGCGGCGUGGAGAGGAGGAGGAGAAGGAGGAUCCAGAGGUUACCGUUGGGGCUCUGCCUGUGAUUCCGGAGGGGGAUAGGGAAGGGGAGGAGACGGAGGAGGAGGAGGAGGAGGAGGAGGAGGCGGAGACAAUGACGGAGUCAGGGGAAGCAGGACUGGUGACAAGAGAGGGAGAGCAAGAGCAGGGCGUAACAAUGGAGGCGAUGGGUGAAGAGGUGAUUGAAGAGCAGGGGAAGGAGCAGAGCACAGAACAGGGCAGAGAGCCGAGCACAGUGCAGGGCAGGGGAGGAGGUGGAGGAGGAGGAGAAAUUAGUCAAGGGCUUGGGUUUUUGUCGCUCUUUGGCUCGUUUGGGAUGGGGCGGAACAAGAGUGUGUCGGGGAGCAACAGUGGAAGCAGCAGCAGCAUCACCAGCGCAGGAAGUUCCCCUGCCACUACCCCUGCCACUCCCCCUGCAGCAGCACCUGCAACAAGAGACUCGCAGAAGCCUGCAUCCCCUACUUCUCACGCUGCCACGGCUGCCGCCGCCGCCGCCGCUGCUGCUGCCGCUGCCGCUUCCUUCGCCUCCCCUGGUCCCCUCUCCUCAUCGCCCAGUCCUUCUGCCACAUCAGCAUCCUCCUCGUACGGACCUCCCAGGGACAAGAAAAGCUGCUCACCAGACACUCUCCCCGACCGCCCCCAUCCCUCCACACACAGGGAUGCGGGCUCUGCUGAUUCUCCUGCUGCUGCUGCUGCGGGUGGCGCCCCAGCCUCCCCUCCCCCCUCUAUCUUCCCGUCGCGCAUGAAUCCCAACAGCCCCAUAACUUUCAGCCUCGGCCUGUUUGGCGGCGCACUGGACAUGGCCAUGACCUCCUCCUCCUCCCCCUCAGGCUCCUCCCACCCCACUCGCUCCUCCUCCUCUCCCUCCGUCUCCGGCCCCACCUCCCUCUCUCUCUCACUAGGCCCCGCCUGUGCUUCCACCAACGCCCCACUAUCCUCCUCAACCCCCCGUCUCUCCCUCCCGUCGCCUCUCUCAGACUCCCACGUCAACUCCUCCUCCCCUCCCUCCUCCCUUGCUGCUCACCCCUCCUCCCUCGCUGCACCCACCUCCUCCCUGACCAACCUCCCCUCAUCCUUCGCCACGUCUCCAUCCUCCCUGGUGGUUCGGGACGUUGACUCGGCCAAGCAGCAGCUCCUAGCCAUGGCGGGCGAUGCCAAGGAGCGCAUUGAGGGGCUCGAGCGCCAGCUGGCGGCGCGCGACGCAGCCGUCGCCAGGCUGGACGAUGAGGUGGCGGCGCUGCGCGGUGAGUCAGAGCGGCGAGCGGAGGAGGUGGCACGGUUGGAGGAGAGAUUAAGGGAGCAGGAGGAGCGCUGGGCUGCUGCUGCUGGUGCUGGUGCUGCUGGUAGUGGGGUUGCUAGUGGGGCUGCUGGUGAGGGUGCAGGCACAUCAUCAGGAGGAGGAACAGGCAGUAGCAGAGGUAUGGUCGGGCGUAGGGUAGACGACCAGAGGAGAAGGCUCGAGCAGCAGCAGCAGCAGCAGGUGGUGAUAUCUCGAACGGUUCUGCUGCAGAGACAGCUGCAGGCUGCUGCUCCCAGGCCCGGCAGGGGGCCCAGGUGGCAGAGCCUGGAGCGGCGGCUGGAGCAAAAGGACAAGGUGCUGGUUCAGCUCAUGGGCAUUGCCAAGGACCGGUGGCGGGAGGUUCGGCACGAGGUUCGGCGCAAGGACAAGGUGAUUGCGGAGCUAGCUGAGAUGGUGGUUCGGGCUCAGGCUGAGGGGAGGCCCGGUGGUGGAGGAGAGAGUGGUAGGGAGAGGGGUGAUGAGGGAGGGGGUGGUGUGGGAAGGAGUAGCUUGGAGGAGGAAGUUAGGAAGUUGUUGGAGUUUGCACUGAGGCAUGGGGAGGAGGUUGAGGGGCUCCUUUUGAGGGAAGAUCAGAAGCUGCGGGAAGUGUUUGAGGCAGCAGACGUGACAGGGCUGGAGUGGGGUGUAAAUUCAGGGCCAUCGCUCGAUGCUUCUGGCCCCUGCUUAGGUGUGUCGGGGGCUGCUAGCAGUAGUGGGGAUGGAGAAGCAUGUAAGGGGGGUGUGUUGGGACAUGAGGGGAAAGGGGAGGAGGUGACCAGUGGUAGAGCUGCACACGAGAUGGAGAAGGUUGCAAGUGCCACACAUAGAGGUGUUGGAUCACGGCAAUCUAUGGGAGGUAGGAGUUUGCCGGGUGCGCGUACAAGGUUUAGGGGACAAGGGUCACGGCACAUCGGUACGGGAUUCCAACGCUAACCAUUUAAAAAGGCAUUCAUAGGCAUGCUGUCUCAGCAGUAGUAUCUCGAUGCAUGCCGUAUCAAUAGUAGCGUAUAGUUCCCUCUUAUCGUAUUAGCUAAUCACUUGUUAAGAGAACGUAAUGAAUGUAGAUUUUACUG
Messenger RNA from Closterium sp. NIES-67, 5462 nucleotides. The record is from the annotation of a GenBank genome assembly. NCBI's taxonomy places the organism in Eukaryota, Viridiplantae, Streptophyta, Zygnematophyceae, Desmidiales, Closteriaceae.